AUGCUGUGUCGUGUCAUGUGUCGUCUAAUGGUGCUGUGUCGUGUCAUGUGUCGUCUAAUGGUGCUGUGUCGUCAUGUGUCGUCUAAUGAUGCUGUGUCGUGUCAUGUGUCGUCUAAUGGUGCUGUGUCGUGUCAUGUGUCGUCUAAUGGUGCUGUGUCGUGUCAUGUGUCCAAUGAUGCUGUGUCGUGUCAUGUGUCGUCUAAUGGUGCUGUGUCGUGUCAUGUGUCGUCUAAUGGUGCUGUGUCGUGUCAUGUGUCGUCUAAUGGUACUGUGUCGUGUCAGUGUCGUCUAAUGGUGCUGUGUCGUCAUGUGUCGUCUAAUGGUGCUGUGUCAAGUGUCAUGUGUCGUCUAAUGGUGUUGUGUCGUGUCAUGUGUCGUCUAAUGGUACUGUGUCGUGUCAUGUGUCGUCUAAUGGUGCUGUGUCGUGUCAUGUGUCGUCUAAUGGUGCUGCGUCGUGUCAUGUGUCGUCUAAUGAUGCUGUGUCGUGUCAUGUGUCGUCUAAUGGUGCUGUGUCGUGUCAUGUGUCGUCUAAUGGUGCUGUGUCGUGUCAUGUGUCGUCUAAUGGUGCUGUGUCGUGUCAUGUCGUCUAAUGGUGCUGUGUCGUGUCAUGUGUCGUCUAAUGGUGCUGUGUCAAGUGUCAUGUGUCGUCUAAUGGUGCUGUGUCGUGUCAUGUGUCGUCUAAUGGUACUGUGUCGUGUCAUGUGUCGUCUAAUGGUGCUGUGUCGUGUCAUGUGUCGUCUAAUGGUGCUGCGUCGUGUCAUGUGUCGUCUAAUGAUGCUGUGUCGUGUCAUGUGUCGUCUAAUGGUGCUGUGUCGUCAUGUGUCGUCUAAUGGUGCUGUGUCGUCAUGUGUCGUCUAA
Molecule: messenger RNA, 858 nt
Organism: Homarus americanus (American lobster)
Lineage: Eukaryota; Metazoa; Arthropoda; Malacostraca; Decapoda; Nephropidae
Product: keratin-associated protein 16-1-like
Exons: 1
Coding region: 1-858 (285 amino acids)
Source: RefSeq, a predicted model, not a curated record